This is a messenger RNA of Spizellomyces punctatus DAOM BR117, 1284 nucleotides long. RefSeq lists its product as uncharacterized. Bases 61 to 1161 code for a protein of 366 amino acids. The transcript is spliced from 2 exons. The record is from RefSeq and is a predicted model, not a curated record. Lineage: Eukaryota; Fungi; Chytridiomycota; Chytridiomycetes; Spizellomycetales; Spizellomycetaceae.
GGGUUCUUGCAGAUCGAACUGGGCAUCUGUCAAAAGGAGCGGGUUGGGGAAUGACAAGACAUGCACUUUGCACGCAAUCGAUUUAGACUCCCAACUCACAAAGUCUGGAUACACAAGGUGCAUCAAACCCCAGGUUGCAUCUCUCGACGAUGGUCAUCUGGCGCACCCAUCGACCAACAUGACGACAGUAAAAUAUUUCCUUGGCGACUGAGUCGCUCGCCAAUCCGGCCCAUAGGCCCUCCUCAUGUGCCUGGCACCUCGCCGCUAGCGACUUACAUUAUCAAUCCCAUAAAACGGGAGCUGAUAUCGUUCUUUGCAAGGACUUUUGUUCAUCAGGCCUAUGGUGAAUUCUACAUAGAAUACCAAUUUAUGAUAGGAGCAAGCUAUGCACUUGAGCGCUUUUGCACUGUUCUCACUGCUCUAUCAAAACCGGGCUCCAGUCGGGACACAGACGAAGUUUUCCGUUCGAUGCUUACUCGUCCGUUGUACGAUCGUCUCAGCAAAGCGAUAUCCAACGUUAAAUCUAAAGCACAGCAAGUAUCGCUCAACUUUCAUCUGCACGAUGCUCGAAUAACCGAUAUGAAGGUUCAAUUUGGGCCGGAAAUUGGGACGGCCGCUAGGCCACGGCUGAUUCGGAUGUCCGGCAUCGCUCGAUAUUACGAACUUGGGCAAGAUCAUUAUUUAUUCAAGGGUUUCUCGCUUGGAGCGGUAUUUUCCAAAGAGGAUGUAGCCACACGUCACAUGACGCCAUAUCAACUGUCAGUAGAAGCGAUGGAGGAGGGGGCUAUUGUGCAACUGGAGGUCACGUUCGAUGCUGAGGUCACUUAUAGGCACGUUAGACUAAAGGCAGAACAAGACUCAAGAAACCAAAGUACUGAGGGGAUCGGACUAGCGGCGAAGCAGAAUGACCCUUCCCAACAAGCAGCGGAUCUUGCGUCCAGAGUAACGGAGGAUCUGACAAGUGACCUGGUAGAAGAUGUCAUAUCCUCAGAAAGCUGUCGACGCGAAAUCGUUGUGCUUUUCGAAGGUCAACAUUUUACCCAAGAGGAGGGUCACGAAGGGCGUGCUCUAUCUGCGCGCCAUUGGCGGAUUGCCGACAUCGAUUUCUUGCUGGAAAGCGAUAGAUAUCUGGACUAUGUGCAUCAUGAAGAUGAUGAUUGACGAAGAUUUCACAAGUAGAGAUUUCUUUUAUCGCAUAACUGAAUUUAUGUAGAUACAGCUCUGAUGGAUAAUUUGCAUGGUCACAUACCGAAAAAUAAUACGAAACUAUGUUCAAUAAUUUAA